AUAAAACUGGGUGGCUGAGACUAAUUAUUCAUUGUGUUUACCUACUGGCAAACAAGGUCAAUAAAAUGGCAUUCAAGAUUGUUAUCCUCUGCGCAUUCGCUGUCAUGGUCCAGACCAUUGCUGCUCAGAGAAGUUGUGGCUGCCAAUGCCAAUCAAUCACCCUCUCCAACAAUGGCGGACCGCUUGCUAUCACCGCCGUCGGCCCAAUCACGCCGUCCGGCAUCGCCGUGGCCACGGAGCUGGGGCUUUCCGGCGACCUGGACCUGUCCGGCGCGCUGCCGUACCUGAGCGCAGUGGCGUUCGAGGGCCAGUUCGACACCAGCGGCUCGGCGCCGGUGAGCUAUGGCUGCGGGGACAGCGUCGCCAUCACACAGCAGAUCGGCGGCAUCAGCUCCGGAUACGGCGGUUGUGGAUGCGGUCGCUAAGUUUAACGAUAGAAGAAUAAGUUUUUACGAUAUUUUUACAGAAUAAAAGCUAGAUUUUUU
This is a messenger RNA of Cydia pomonella (codling moth), 485 nucleotides long. RefSeq names its product chorion class CB protein M5H4-like. Gene Ontology annotation, biological process: multicellular organism development; chorion-containing eggshell formation. The transcript has 2 exons. Gene Ontology annotation, cellular component: egg chorion. Gene Ontology annotation, molecular function: structural constituent of egg chorion. The record is from RefSeq and is a predicted model, not a curated record. NCBI's taxonomy places the organism in Eukaryota, Metazoa, Arthropoda, Insecta, Lepidoptera, Tortricidae. The coding region runs from base 66 to 425 and encodes 119 amino acids.